AUGAAACCCGAAUUACCUAACCAAGAAGAAAAAUCAACAAAACAGAUCAUAGAAGAAACAAAAAUAGAAGAAAAGAAAAUUGAAUUACCAAAACAAGAAAAAGAACCAACAAAACAGAUUCCAGAAAAACCAAAAAUUGAAGAAAAGAGAAUUAAUUUACCCAAGCAAGAAGAAAAACAAACAAAAAUUACUCCAAAACAAAAAGAAACUUCGAGUAAAACAAAUGUAACAGAAACAAAAAUUACUCCAAGUAAAGAAAAGCAAUUAAGCAAACUUAAAGAAACAAUUGCAAAAGCUAAAACAGAGAAGAAAGAAGAAUCUGAUUAUUAUUACACGUAUUCUUACUCAUAUUCUUAUUCUGAAUCAGAAACACCAGAAAAGAAAAAAGAAGAUGUUAAACCAAUUCAACAAAAAGAACUUAAAAUUGAACAAAAGCCAGUUUUGGCAACAACAAAAACAAUUAGUAAGAAAGCUGGACCAAAGCAAAAGAAAGAAACAAAAAUUAGUGCUCAAAAAGAGAAAAUAGUUCAAAAGAGUGAAUCAAUUAGUGAAACUUAUUCAUCUGAAAUGGAAGAAACUAUACAAAAGAAAGAAAUCAAACAAGAACAACCUAAAAUUGAACAAAAACCUGUUUUGGCAGCAACAAAAGCAUUGAGUAAGAAAGCAGAACCUCAGCCAAAGAUUGUUCAGAAGAAGGAAAAAGAAACAAAAGUUAGUGAAACAAUAAGCGAAACAUAUUCGUCAGAAAUGGAAGGAACUAAACCGAAGAUUGUCCAGAAAAAGGAAGAAAUCAAACCAAAACAAAAAGAGAAAGAACCUCCAAAAUCUAAGGCGCAAACAAAGAAAGAACAAAAGACACCAUUAAAAGAAACAAAGAAAGAAAAAAAGACACCAGUAAAAGAAACAAAACAAACAAACCCAAUGAUUCAACAGUUGAAAGUUGAAUUAAUUCAAAGGAGUGAAUCAAUAAGUGAAACAUAUUCAUCUGAAUCAGAAGAGAUAAAGGCCGAGAAACAUAAAAUAAUAGAACUAAUAAACAAACCAAUUUUACCAGAUAUUAAACACAUCAAACCAAAGCUAAAACAAGAAAUCAAACCACUAACUCCAAAAGCCAUUGCAAAUGAAACAAAAAUGAUUCAAAAAGAAGAAUCAAAACCAGAAAUUGUUGAAAAGAAAGAAAAAGUUGAUCAAAAGGAAGAAUCAGAAUAUGAAUAUUAUUACACUUAUUCAUCAGAAACUGAAGAACAAAAACCAAUAUCUCAACCAAAAGAAGCAGAAAUAAAACCAACAAUCAUUCAAGGAAAGCCACAAAUUGUUGAAAAUAAAGAAGAAAUAAAACCACAGCAAAAAUUGGUUAAAACACCAGAAAAAGAAAGUGAAUAUUCAUACUAUUACUCUUCUGAAGAAGAACAAAAUAAUCAAAAGAAAGAAAUAAUUACACAAAAACCCAUCAAUGAGCAGAAACCAGCUAAAGUUGUUGAAAAAGAAAAUGAAUAUUCUUACUAUUAUUCUUCUGAAGAGGAACGAAAACCAUUAAUUCAACAAAAAGAAACGAAACCAACAAUCAAUCAACAAAAACCACAAACUAUUGAAAUUACAGAGGAAAUUAAACCAAAAAUUGAAGAAAUUGAAGUAAAACCUCAACAAAAUUUAGUAAAAAUACCUGAAAAAGUAGAAAAAGAAAGUGAAUAUUCAUACUAUUACUCUUCAGAUGAAGAACCAAAGAAAGAAAUAAAACCACAAAAAUCUGUCAUUGAACAGAAACCAGAAAAAGCUAUCGAAAAAGAAAGUGAAUAUUCUUACUAUUAUUCUUCUGAAGAGGAGCAAAAACCAAAAUCUGAUGAAAAGCAAAAAAAUUCUCCUGUAAUUGAACAGAAACCCGUUCAACCAGUUGAAAAAGAAAGUGAAUAUUCAUAUUAUUACUCUUCAGAAGAAGAAGUAAAGCCAGUUGUUCAUGAACAAAAGAAACCAGAAACUAAGGAAAUCGAGCAGAAAGUUAAUGAUAAAGAAACGGAAUAUUCUUAUUAUUACUCCUCAGAAGAAGAAACAAAACCUGUUCCGAAAGAUCAACAAAAAGUUGUAAAACCUGAUGUAAAACAAACAGUUAUUAAGAAAUCAAAUGACAAAGAAAGUGAAUAUUCAUACUACUAUUCAUCAGAAGAAGAAGCAAAACCAAAACAACAAACUGGAUCAGAAGGAUUGCUAUCUAAAGUUAAUGAACAAAAAGUUGAUGUUAAAACAACUCAGAAUGAAAAAGAAAGUGAAUAUUCAUAUUAUUAUUCAUCAGAAGAAGAACAACAAAUCAAUGAUACUAAACAGAAACAAACUCAAAUAUCUCAGAUAAAAAGAGAAGAAAAGCAACAAAACGAAAGCGAAUAUUCAUACUAUUAUUCUUCAGAAGAAGAAACAAAACCAAAAAUUAAUGGAGAAAAGAAUUCAAACACAGAUCAGAAAGUUAUCAAAGAUAAACAAAAUAAUUAUUCUAAAGAGGAAACAAAACAAACGAUCAAUAAAGAACAGAAAUCAAAAGAAGUUCCAACACCAUUGAUUUCUAAUAACCAAAAAGUAAAUCGAAAUGAAAGCGAGUAUUCAUAUUAUUACUCUUCAGAAGAAGAAACAAAACCAACAAAUAAACAAAAUAAGGAAGAAAAACAAAAGAUUGAAACUUUUAAAUCAAAUGAAAGUGAAUAUUCUUAUUACUACUCGGAAGAAGAAAAGAAACCAAUAAACAAUCAAAACUCAAACAAAAUGAAAGCAUAUACGUUGAUUUCCAACAAUUCUAAAAAUGACAAAGAAAGUGAAUAUUCUUAUUACUCUUCAGAAGAAGAAUCAAAACCAAAAGUUUCUCAACAACAAACAAAACAAAAUAACUCAAAGGAACAAGUUCAGAAAUCAGAACAAAAAUCAAAUAAAGCUAAUGAAAGUGAAUAUUCUUACUACUAUUCAUCUGAAGAAGAAAUUAAGCCAGCUAUUAAUGAGGAACUAAAGAAACAAGAAACAUCAGCAAAGAAUGUUUCUGUUCAAGCCAUUACUAACAACUAUAAUAACAAAAUUGAGCAGAAACAAAUAGUUCAACCAAAUGUUAAAAAUGAAAGUGAAUAUUCCUAUUAUUAUUCAUCUGAAGAAGAAACAAAACCAAAUGUUUCUCAGCAACAAAAGAAACAAAGUGAACAGAAAAAUUCAACUAAUCAGCAGCAAAUUGAACUCAAACAAACAAAACCUAAUAAAGAAAGCAAAUAUUCUUAUUAUUCAUCAGAAGAAGAAAAUAAACCAAUAAAUAAAAAUAUAAAUGAUCCUUUCAAAGUAACUGAACAGAAAAAAGCAAAUCUUGUAGAUGAGAGCGAAUAUUAUUCAUCAGAAGAAGGAAAGAAUCCUGUUAGUGAAUCAAAGGAACAAGAAAUUGAAACAAAGAAAGAUACAAAGACUUUAGUUUCAAAUAAUAAAAAUAAACAAAUUCAACAGAAAAUUACCAAAGAUAGUGAAUAUUCUUAUUAUUCAUCAGAAGAAGAAAAUAAACCAAUAAAUAAACAAGAUAAGAAUGUAUUAAUGAAACAAGAAGACAAGCCAAUGAUUAAUAAGAAUAACUUAGAAACAAAACAAGAUGUUAAAGCAAAGAAUUAUCCAAUGAGUUCCACUUCAAGUAAUCCAAGCAAACAGACUCUUCAGAAAGAAAGUGAAUAUUCUUAUUAUUCAUCAUCAGGAAACGAAAUAAAACCUAUUUAUAGUGUAGAGAAGAAACAAACAGGAGAUAAUGAAUCAAAGAAUCAUGAAAUAAAACUAAAGAAAGAACCAAUUAAACCAAACAAACAAAUUCAGCAUAAAGUAACUAAUGAAAGUGAAUAUUCAUAUUAUUCUUCUGAUGAAGAAAAGAAACAACUUGAGUCAUCAUCCGAAGAAGAAGAGAAAAAGAGUAUUACAAGUAGUGAAUCAACACCAGAGAUAAAGAAGUCAAUUAGGUACAUCAAAGCGAUGCAAACAGAUGAAUACAGUUCCUCGCAAAAUUCGCAUGAAAACUCAAGAGAAAAUUCUCCUUUUGUUCCAAACAGAAGCAAAGAUUUUUUGGCUUGGGCUUCAGCACAAAAAGAAAUUAUUCCAAAACCACCACGUUCUUCAAUAAAAAGUUUCAAGCCAAAGCCUCUUUCGCCAGUUCCUUUGGAAUCAGAUGUUGAAGAACAAAUUUAUUCUCCAAACAAUGAUUUGAAAAUUCACGCGAAAAAGAACCAAUUUAUAGAGAAAAGAGAACCAAGCAAAAACAGGUUUGGUGAUAGAAACUAUGAUUAUAGAAAAAAUAAUAGAGAUUUAUACUAUUAA
Trichomonas vaginalis G3 is the source of this 4311-nucleotide messenger RNA. RefSeq lists its product as uncharacterized. The coding region runs from base 1 to 4311 and encodes 1436 amino acids. The record is from RefSeq and is a predicted model, not a curated record. Lineage: Eukaryota; Parabasalia; Trichomonadida; Trichomonadidae. The transcript has a single exon.